Messenger RNA from Cuscuta campestris, 2268 nucleotides. Lineage: Eukaryota; Viridiplantae; Streptophyta; Magnoliopsida; Solanales; Convolvulaceae. The record is from the annotation of a GenBank genome assembly.
GCAUCACCUCACUGGCCAUUCACGCGAAUAAUCUUUCAUCAGCAUCACCUCAAAGAGCCUCAGCAAACUUUGUUUACACAUAUGUGCAUGUUUGUGCUCCUCAGUCCUUUUCCGUAACCAGCGAUUCAAUUUCCGUCUGGAAUCAGAACCCAAUUUCUGGGGUUUCCUAGCCAAAAUGAGUGAAGCCAACACUGAAAUGGAUGUGAUUCAUUCCUGGUCUGCACCAAGGUCUCUCAGUACCAGCCUCAUGUAUUCCUUUGCGCAGAGGGACGAUACUGAAGUUCUUGAUGAACCCUUGUAUGCAUAUUUUCUCAAAGUAACCGGAGCAAAGAGGCCAUACAGGGAUGCUGUUCUUUCAAAUAUGGAAUGUGAUGGCAAUAAGGUGGUCAAAGAUAUAAUUUUUGGCCCAGGAGAAAAGAAAUUUCGGUACUGUAAGCACAUGGCUAAGCAACACUUACCAGGUUUGACUGAUGAGUUAAUGAAGAGAGGAAAACAUUUCAUACUCAUCCGGAAUCCCAUUGAGAUCUUGCCAUCCUUUGAUGAGCAUGUCCCCUCAUCCUUUCUUGAGUUAGGGCUAGGAGACCUUGUCUCUUUAUACUCUGAGCUCUCCAGACUGGGAAAGCCUCCACCUGUCAUUGAUGCUGCAGAUCUUCGAACUGAUCCUGAGGCUACCUUGCACGGUCUUUGUGAAGAUCUUGGCAUACCAUUUCAAUCUACAAUGCUUAAAUGGGAAGCAGGGGCAAAACCAUAUGAUGGAAUUUGGGCUCCAUGGUGGUAUGAAUCCAUACAUAAGUCAACGUGUUUCACUCCGCCUCGAAAGUAUCCUUUGCCUUUUCCGUUGUCUUUGUAUGAGUUGCUGGAGCAAAGCCUUCCUUUAUAUAACAUGCUUCGGAGUCAUUCCAGAAGGACUUUGCCUCUUCCCAAAAUUCCUAUUCCAGCCAAUGAAAAGCUUCUUGCAUGGGUUGGGGAUGAACUUUUGCCCCGUGAGAGUGCAAAGGUCUCCGUGUUUGAUUCUGUUGUCCAAGGAGGUGAUGCAGUCUGGGAAGGGCUUCGAGUUUAUACCGGGAAGAUAUUGAAGCUUGAAGAUCAUUUAGAUCGGUUGUUUGACUCAGCUAAAGCCCUUGCUUUCUCUAGUGUUCCAACUCGUGAAGAGAUCAAGGAUGCCAUAUUCAAAACACUUAUAAGUAAUGGAAUGUUUGACAAUGUGCAUAUACGACUAACUUUAACACGGGGCAAGAAGGUAUCUUCCGGAAUGACUCCUGCUUUAAACCUUUAUGGAUGUACUUUGAUUGUGCUUCCUGAAUGGAAACCACCUGUUUAUGACAAUGCAAAAGGCAUCAUGUUGGUGACAGCAACCACUAGGCGUAAUUCUCCAAAUAAUUUGGAUUCCAAGAUUCACCAUAACAACCUUCUCAACAACAUUCUUGCUAAGAUAGAAGGGAAUAAUGCAAAAGCUGAUGAUGCCAUCAUGCUCGAUAAAGAUGGCUAUGUGGCGGAAACAAAUGCUACAAACAUUUUCUUGGUGAAGAAAGGCCGUGUGAUGACACCUCAUGCUGACUUCUGCCUUCCUGGUGUAACAAGAGCUGCAGUGAUAGAGCUAGUGCUGAAGGAGAAUUUGGUUUUUGAGGAGCGACGCAUUAGUCUAUCAGAGUUUCACACUGCAGAUGAGGUUUGGACCACUGGAACUAUGGGGGAACUUACCCCGGUUACAAAGAUUGAUGGGCGGCUUAUUGGAAGUGGCCAUGUAGGCCCUAUAACACUUAGGUUACAAGAUGCUUACAGAAAGCUCACAGAAGAGUCAGGAGUUCCUAUACCAACUUAUCAGACGACGUGAAUAUUGGGUCUCUAAAGGUUUGUGAGAUGGUGGGCUGUGAGCAGUGGAGUUUCUCUUUCUCACUUUGCGUUGAAGAACGGAGAGAUGGUCAACGGUUGGUUAUCAGCUACCCUAUGGUCAUGGUGUUAUAAACUAGUCAGUGAUAAGGCAUAAAACCCCAUUGGUUUAAUGUGCAGCUUUGUUUCUUUGUUCUGGCAAUAAAAGGUUGUGUAACAUGUAGCCUUAUUCGAAAUGCAAGGGAUAUGAAGUUGAAAUGUCCCAUUUUACAUUCUAUGAUUCCUUUCGUGAAUAACAAUGGUAUGUGUAUAAAUACUAAUCAUAUAAUGAAGUACUCCGUACUUUUUAUUUUCCAAGAUGAAAAUAAUAGUUUUUCAUCUGUUGUAAGUGUAACUCAGACGAACCGAUUUCUCGUAAAAUAGAAGUUAACCUCCCCU